GUGAAUAUCGCUUGUCGGGCGCUGCUAACACUGGGAUAUUACUGCAAUUCUGCGCUUCUGGGUCAUGUGUGAUCUGACAAUCUGAGGAAGCAUCCGCCGCUCCACAACUUUAUAAGCCCAGGAUGGGGUGUUUUUCUGGGAGAUGUGUUCUGCUAGUACUCGGUUGUUUGAUGUUGGAUCCUGUGACAGCUCAGAAAGUGUGCGCUGGGACAAUGAAUGGUCUCAGUGUGAGUGGGGACAGCGUGUAUCAGCAUCAGACACUGAAGAAUAUGUACACCAAUUGCCAGAUUGUGAUGGGCAACUUAGAGAUUGUUCUGAUCGAUGACCUUCAAGACUUGUCCUUUCUGAGGUCCGUACGUGAGGUGACUGGUCAUGUCCUGAUCGCCGUGAAUAUUUUCCAGUACCUCCCUCUGGAAAAUCUGAGAGUUAUUAGAGGAACCAACCUGUAUGAUGGCAAGUAUGCUCUAUACAUGGUGCUCAACAAUCAAGUUAACGGCACACAAGGCAUUCGGCAACUUGGCUUCCAUAAGCUGACAGAGAUCUUGGCUGGUGGAGUUCACAUUACAAAGAAUGAGCACCUCUGUUACGCUGACACAAUUGACUGGAAAGAUAUCAUACGAGAGCCUAAAGCAGAGAUUGAGAUCACAGAAAACUCCAAGAACUGUAAACCCUGUGAUUCAUCUUGUGGGGGGAACUGUUGGGGAUACAAACCAGAUGACUGCCAAAAAUUGACAAAGACCAUUUGUGCAGAGCAGUGUAACGGGCGUUGCUUUGGCAAAAACCCCAAUGAGUGCUGUCAUGAUGAAUGUGUUGGGGGCUGCAGUGGACCAUUAGACACUCAGUGCUUUGCAUGUCGUCACUUUAAUGAUAGUGGAGCUUGCGUACCACAUUGUCCCCAGCCAUUUAUUUACAACAAGCUGACCUUCCAAUUAGAACCCAAUCCUAAUGCCAAAUACCAGUACGGAGGCUCCUGUAUUAAGAGUUGCCCACAAAACCUCUGGGAUACAUUGUUUCCAAUGCAGCAAAGGAUUCUGGAUAACUUUGUGGUUGACCGAAGCUCCUGUGUCCGUGCUUGUCCUAACAACAAGAUGGAAGUGGAUAAGAAUGGUGUGAAGAUGUGUGAGCCCUGUGCAGGGCUGUGCCCUAAAGCCUGUGAAGGGACAGGACUUGGCAGUAAAUAUCAGACGGUGGAUUCCAGCAACAUUGAUAUGUUCAUUAACUGCACCAAAAUUCUGGGCAACUUGGAUUUCCUCACCAUUGGAUUUGAAGGGGAUCUGUGGAAGAAUAUCUCUGCUUUGGAUCCCAAGAAAUUAAGCGUCUUCAGUACUGUGCAGGAAAUUGCAGGAUAUUUAAACAUUCAGUCCUGGCCAAAACACAUGAAUGACUUCAGCGUUUUCUCUAACCUGACAACUAUUGGUGGCAGAACGCUUUAUAACCGCGGCUUCUCAUUGCUAGUAAUGAAGAAUAAGAAUGUGACCUCUCUUGGGUUCCGCUCCCUGCGAGAGAUCAGUGCCGGAAAAGUUUACAUUACAGAAAAUCUAAAUCUCUGCUACUAUCACACUAUAAACUGGACAUCUUUGUUUCCAACUCGCCGGCAGAGCUGCGAAAUUAAGAGCAACAAGCCUGUUGCCAAUUGUGUGCGGGAAGAACAAAUAUGUGAUCCUCUCUGCUCGUCCUCUGGUUGCUGGGGUCCGGGGCCUGACCACUGUUUAUCAUGCAAGAACUACAGCCGAGCUGGUAUUUGUGUGUCGUCCUGCAACUUUUAUAGUGGAGAUGAAAGGGAAUUUUCCACAGAAAAAGUGUGUUAUCUGUGUCAUGCAGAGUGCCUUAAACUAGACGGAGGACUAACUUGCAAUGGCACAGGACCUGAUGGCUGUGUGCAGUGUGCCAACUACCGUGAUGGGCAGCACUGUGUUAGUGAGUGUCCCAAUGGGAUCCUGGGAGACGAAGAACCUAUCUUUAAGUACCCAGAUGCCAACAAGAACUGCCAGCCAUGUCAUGAGAACUGCACACAAGGGUGCAUAGGGCCUGGAUUGCAGAAUUGUGCGAAUAUGGCCCUUCGAGCAGACGAAAGCAAGACCUACACAGUGGUGGCCGUUGGAGUAGUAGUGUCAUUCAUCUUACUUUGUGUCGUCACACUUCUUGUUAUGCUUUAUUGGAGAGGACUGAAAAUCCGCAAGAAGCGAGCUAUGCGGCGGUACCUGGAAAGACAAGAGUGCACUGCAGAGAUGUUGGAAGCAUCCGAAAAAGCUAACACCGUGCAGGCGCGGAUAUUCAAAGACACUGAGCUGAAGAAACUGAAGAUCCUGGGCUCCGGAGUGUUUGGUACUGUGCACAAGGGUAUUUGGAUACCUGAUGGAGAUUCAGUUAAGAUCCCUGUCAGUAUCAAGGUGAUACAAGAUCGCGGUGGACGUCAAACAUUCCACGCGGUUACUGAUCACAUGCUGGCAAUGGGGAGCUUGGACCACGCCUACAUUGUGCGCUUGCUGGGAAUAUGUCCAGGUUCUCAGUUACAACUGGUCACCCAGUUCCUACCAAUGGGCUCAUUGCUACAACACGUGCAGAAGAACAAGGACACCGGCUCCAUCAAUCCCCAGUUACUGCUUAACUGGUGUGUGCAGAUUGCUAAGGGGAUGUAUUAUUUGGAGGAACAUCGUAUGGUUCACAGGAAUCUCUCUGCUCGGAACAUUCUCAUGAAAUCGGUCAAUCAUGUGCAGGUGUCUGACUUUGGUGUGGCUGAUCUGCUGUACCCAGAUGACAAAAAAUAUUGCUACAACGAGAUCAAGACCCCAGUUAAAUGGAUGGCUCUAGAGAGUAUACACUUUGGCAAAUACACUCAUCAGAGUGAUGUAUGGAGCUAUGGGGUUACUCUGUGGGAGAUGAUGACAUUUGGUGAAGAGCCAUAUGCUGGUAUCCGACUUUCAGAAGUGCCCAGCCUCUUGGAGAAAGGGGAUCGUCUCUCUCAACCUCAUAUCUGUACCAUUGAUGUCUACAUGGUUAUGGUAAAAUGUUGGAUGAUAGAUGAAAAUAUCCGCCCAACAUUCAAGGAACUAGGCAAUGAAUUCACACGCAUGGCCCGGGAUCCUCCUCGCUACCUGGUUAUAAAGAGGGACAGUGAUGCCGUGCAAUCCCCUCUUCUUGGGGAACAGCAGCCUCUAACUGAGAAAGAGGUGCAGGACCUUGAAUCUGACAUGGAAACUGACCUGGAGUUAGAUGAGAUUGACUCCCAUCCCAAGUCUCCAAGCACCCUCUAUGCAUCCCGAAACAGGAUUGACUACUCUAGGAGUCAGAGUGUACUAAGCAAUAUUGCUGGAUAUCUACCCAUGAAUCAGAACAUUGUCAACGGAUCUCGAAAGAGCUCACUGCAUCGUCCUGACCCCAGCAUUAGUAGGGGACCAAGAAGGAGAGAGGACUCAUGUGGCCGAACAGUAUCAGAGUCAUCAGAGGGGUGCUGCACCUCCUCCGAUCUGGAGACACCAGAGGACAUCUCAUAUAUGGGUGGUAGCCUUAGACGCACCCCCCGCUCCCGGCUGGACAGUGCAUAUAGGUCCCACAGAGAGAGCCUUGUCACAACCAACCCCGAUGAGGACAGCGAGUAUAUCAUGCCAGACCUAAGCCAAGGAGACAUCUCACGGGAUGGGACCCUUAAAUCAGAAAUAUCUGGUUCACUGACUCCAUGCCUACACCAUACAAGCGAAGAGGAGGAAGAGGAGUAUGAAUACAUGAACAGGAGGAAGCAAACAAGCACAACACCACCUGAUAGGCUGGAAUAUGAGUACAUGGAUAUCCGGAGUGCCGGAGGUACAAAGAGUGAACUCAAAACCCCUUCUCCAGAUGAAGAAGACAAGGACUAUGAAUAUGGAAAUAAAGAGGACUAUGAAUAUAUGAAUGAGCAGAAGAGGUGCAACCGCAGUCAGAGCCUGGGGGACAUAGAUUUAGAGGAGUACACUUACAUGAAUCGUGGGGGAAGAGUGGGUAAGGAAGGCAUCCCAGAGGACAAACAAGGCUAUGAGGACAUGAACUUGGUUUCCAGUCGACCACAGUCACUGGACAAACCUGCAAGAAUCCCACAGACAUGCCACAGAGAGGCUCUACAGAAAAGCUACCUUCAACCUUUACGAGCGCUGGAAGCUAAAGACUCUGCAUUUGAUAACCCAGACUACUGGCACAGUCGCCUAUUUGCGAAAACUGACCUCCAGAGCACAUAACACCCUUGAAGAUAUUAACUGUGUAAAAUCAUCACUUCUAUCUUAGCUAAUAAGGUGGAUUAUAGCAGGACUCAGAGCAUAGACUCAAUAGCUCCUGAAUUUAUUGCUUCAGUUCUCAAAAGAAGCAAGAGAGCACAGCCUAGCUGUCACUAUUAUCUGUGGUAGGAGGAUUGACUCAGGGGCGGAAAUACCAUUGGAUCCGCAGGUGCGGUGGCACCAGGGUCCAAGUGCUGGGGGGGGGCCCAAUGCAUAGAAUAGGCAUGUGCAGAAUAUGUAAAAUCCUAAUGCAGGAAAGCCUUUUUAUUAGUGCAUUUUGGAAGUCCAUCUAUCUAUCCUCAAAAUCAUUAUACAGAGUAUGUAUAAUAUUACUAUUGCUGUCUACUGAGUUAUCUUUGGGGGACCAAAAAAAUGUUGCACCAGGGUCCUCUGAGUGUAGGUCUGCUACUGGAUUGACUUGUUUGGCCAUUGGACAAUUCUGGUUUAGUUUGUACCUUACUAAACUGGAUGCACAGCUUCUCCAUAAGUAAUUGUGGCCCAAGUAGAGUUUAAUGUCUGUAAUACUGUGUAAAGAAAGUUCUUAUUCAGCAACACAGUUUUUUUUCUCUUUGUCUGAGACCAAUUGUGUAAACCAUGCGGACUUAUCACCUAUAUUACUCCCUGGAGGAGCAGCAUAUGUAUAGCAUGGGAAUAUUCACAAUUAUGUGUAGCGCUACCGUAUCAGUGGCACAGCAGAAUACUGCUAUGGUAAUCAAUUCCAUGAAAAAAAUCUUUAUAAGAUUUGUAAUAAAUGAACAAAUUAUUUUAAGGACACAAACAUUUUUAGAACAUAAAUAUUUUUUUUAUGUAUAGGGAAUCCAGAGCCAUAAAGAAAACAGUCUUCUAAAAUGUAAACACCUUAAUUAAAGGUCAGGAAAGUCAUAUAUUGUUGAUUGUCCUGAUAAUCUCCGUCAUUGUAUUUGUGUAAAUAAUCCUGUUUUUUUAGUUAGAGGGGAUGGUCUCUUAGGCCUUACCAGACAAUAUUUAGGAUGAUCAGGAGACCAGCUUUGUGUGCAAUUACAAUCGUUUUUCUACUUUGUACUCAGCACAGUUUCAAGUUUUCUAGCACAAGAUGAUUACCCUCUAAUAAAGCCAUUGGUGUACGCAGAAA
Bombina bombina (fire-bellied toad) is the source of this 5355-nucleotide messenger RNA. RefSeq names its product erb-b2 receptor tyrosine kinase 3 (gene ERBB3). The record is from RefSeq and is a predicted model, not a curated record. Bases 123 to 4208 code for a protein of 1361 amino acids. Lineage: Eukaryota; Metazoa; Chordata; Amphibia; Anura; Bombinatoridae. Gene Ontology annotation, biological process: positive regulation of cell population proliferation; nervous system development; positive regulation of kinase activity. The transcript has 29 exons. Gene Ontology annotation, molecular function: neuregulin receptor activity; neuregulin binding; ATP binding. Gene Ontology annotation, cellular component: signaling receptor complex; basal plasma membrane.